UUUUUUUUGUUUGUCAGCUGCGGCGAGGCAGGGUAAGAGGUAGAGGACCUGUUGUUUCCAGGAUUACUUUGUAGCCCAAAUUGCUUGUUGCAGUAUGUGACGACUUUCGGAGGUAGUUGUUAUUUAGAGUACUGCGAAGCAUGAGAGAGUGACAAUGGAUGUAAAUGAUUCAAGCAGUGUGGUUUUGACAGCUUAUCAUUCCUAUUCCCCCUCAAGAAUACCAAUAAUGGAUCAAAGCUGUGUAACUGAACUUCCUUCAAGUCUUGUUCCAACACACAGAGAAAAGAGAUUAUCUUGUCCAGAUGCAUGGAGUAACCCAGUCACGUGGAUUAGAACUCAAAACUUACAGCAGCAUGAGGGAGGUGAUGCAUCAGUGGAUGUCCUGCAUUUUGAAUUAGGCUUUAAGGCUGUGUCGUGUGAACCUUCAGGAGGACGGAAGCUACGCUUCAGAAGGAUGAGCUCAUCUGUUUCACGCGAGCUACAGUGUCCACAGGUAUUUGGCCGUUCCAUAUCUCAGGAAUCUGUGGAGAGCUCCUCAAUGGAGGACUUCUGGAGCGAAGUGAGGAGUAUUAAGGAGAGCAGACAGAAUGGACAAGAGGAACAGACACUAGUGGAAGUCAAGCCAUCCGAAGAAGGGGAAAUGGAAGCAGAGUGGCUUCAGGAGGUGGGAUUAUCCACCCUUGUCUCGGGUGCUGCUGGAGAGGAUGGGAUGGCUCUGCUGUCCACGUUGACCCGGGCUCAGGCCGCAGCUGUCCAGCGCCGGCUGGACACCUACACUCAGACCACGAGGAGAAGGAGCAAGCAGCCGGUCCGAGAUGUUCGAGAGGUGUUUGGUCUUACUGACCCUCCACCCAGAAUUGAGUUCAUGGCACCUGAGUCUUCACCUACUUCCAAUGGUGUUCAACAAGCAGAGGGAAAAACAUCCUGGGAUCCCACAAAAGGAGGCAUCAAAAAUUGUGAAAUUGAAAACCAGCAAAGCAACACUGAAGAAACAGAGGACCUGAACUGGGACAUCCCUUACUCAGAGUCUCUGAUGGCAGCUCAGAAGGUACAGGAAACCAGAACCAAUUGUCCAAAGAAGCUCAACAACACAAGACUACCUAAAUUCACCAUUCCGAAAGACAGACUGGGGGUAACGCGGAUCGGAGAUCUGUCCCCUCAAGAUAUGAAAAAGAUCCAUAACCUUGCUUUAAUAGAGAUAACAACUUUUUAUGAUGCACUGGGACUAGAGCUGAAGAGGAUCAGGCCAGUGAGGGUUAAGGCAAAGGAAACUGGUCUCUUUGGUGUUCCUCUCACAACAUUGCUUGAAAAUGAUCAGAAGAAAGUUCCAGGAACAAAAAUUCCUCUCAUCUUUCAAAAACUUUUGUCAAGAAUGGAGGAAACUGGCUUAGAUGCUGAGGGAAUUCUGCGAGUACCUGGAUCUGCUUCACGAAUGAAGAAUUAUCGCCAAGAGCUGGAGGCAAAAUUUUAUGACUCCUUUGACUGGGAACAAGUCCAUCAUAAUGAUGUAGCCUGUUUACUAAAGACAUUCAUCCGAGAACUGCCCUAUCCGUUGCUGACAGCCGAGUAUCUGCCUGCUUUUGCAGCUGUGCAAUAUAUCUCACAGACGAAGAUGCAGUUACAGGCUCUGCACCUUAUCAUCAUGUUACUGCCUGAUCCCAACAGAGACAUUAUUAAGGCUUUCUUGGAAUUUCUCAGCAAAGUCGUAGCGAAUGAAGCAAAAAACAGAAUGAGCUUGUGGAAUGUUUCCAUGAUUGUUGCACCAAACCUCUUCAUGUGUAAAGGGAGAACUGGAAACCAUCAAGAGGCAGAAGCAGCCACCAAGGCAGCCAAUAUUGUCCAGUUACUUAUAAAAUACCAGGACAUCCUGUGGACGAUUCCUUCCUUUAUGAUAGCCCAAGUGCGGAAGAUGAACGAAAGCGAGAGCAGGAGACGGACAAGAGUGACAUGGCUGACUCCUCCUUCAUUUUUUUUCCCUCCUGCCUUCAAGGGAAACAGCUCACCCCCAUCUGGGAGUUCUCCCCGAGGUCGGAAUAGAAACCAGGAGCCUGCCAUGUGGGACAUGGCAGGUAUGAACUUAAGCCCUAGUACUCCAGGGCACAGCUUUAAGUUGGACAUACCAGAGGGAGUUAUUCGCGUUUACGCCACAAAGCUCUCAAAGGUUUCCAUGGCCAUUCAGCUGGACAGUGAGACCAAAGCAAGUGAUAUUUUGGCUAGGUUUCACUGUGAGAACAGCACGAAUUCCACGGUGCCUCUCAAUGGACAGAGCAAUUAUUUGUUCGAAAUUGGUGGAAAUAUAGGAGAGCGCUGCCUGGACCUCAACACAUACAUUCUAGACUUGUACCAUUUAAAUCCCAAUGCAGCUUGGGUCAUUAAACCCAGAACACUGUAAGAUUAUUUGCUGAAGAGUGAAGGACCAUUAAAGAAUAUUGAAGCAGCAGAGUGGUGAAUUUAACUAUUGGGAUUUCCGAGAACAAUGGGUGGUUUAUAAUGGAGCCUUUGCAUCUUAAGGCUUUCGGCUGUUGUUACUGGUACAGGUUCUGCAUUGGAAGGUGAUCAUUUUGGUAGUCACCAUCUUACUCAUCAGAUUAAGGCAUUUCAUGCAGCUGCAUUGUCAUUCAGUUGGGUGUUCAGAGCACCAACCAGACUCCCAUCAUCUGGAUGCUUCCUCGAGCACCUCAGCAGGUUGGAAUCAGUCGAACGUUUGUACGUGACCUAAAGUGAACAACUUGCAGUAACUCAUCUGGGGGUGUUUAUGAAACAAGUCAGCAUGCCAGACAGAAAUAUUAAGGACAUGGUCUGUACACAAUGUGCAUUUUAAACAACUUAAGCAGACUACACAUUUGAAAUGAGCCACAGACAUAACCAAUCAUGUUUUACUAUGCCUUUUUUUUAGUGUGGGGAGGGUGGUAGUAUAGGGAAGUAAUGAUUGUGCUGGCAAAGUUCAUGGACACAGAAUGGAGAACAGCCGAAGAAUCAACAAGGAUGUAUUUUUUUCUAGAAAAGCUAUUCCGAAGCGAAUGGAAACGGUGCCAAAUUCCAUAGAUCUGAUAAGACGGGAAGUUGUUACAUAAAGAGGAUGAUAGCUGCACCUGCACAAAAAAGGAAUUCCUCUUGGCACAUUACCCUGGGCUGAGUUACAAAUCAACCUGGAAUUUUGUUUUGCAAUAAACUAAAUGCCAGACUUUCAAACAUGGUUCUCAUGGAGUCUGUGUAUCUAGAGAGAUGAGUUGUGGACACUGCAAGCAAACAAGGCCUCAGACCCUCUGGAAAUAAAACCUGCAGGAAGCAGGAAUCUGCAGGAAGCUGACUUUCGGGAUGGAGGAAGACUUCACUGUGGAACCUAAUCUCUAUUGGGUAGUGCCUGUCGACUGUGUGCUAUUGGUACCUUGGCUGGAAUUUGAUAUCUCCUGAGGAACUCGUCUCCUGUGAUGUUGUGUGCAAUUAGCAGAAAGUGAGGCAAUACGUGAAGAUAACUCAUUGGCCUACUCUGUGAUUAAGUACUUCUGGUCAUCUUCACACAUCCUGAGCUGAUGAGUAUGGAGUUGGGUCACAGGUCAGCCACUGGCUCAUAGACUGGCUUAACAGAAUCGAAGGGCUGAAUGAUCACCUCCUGUUCAGAUAUUCAUCUGCAGUUAAGCUCAUUAGAUUGUUCUGGUGCUUUAACGUAACUGCUGAGUCAUUUGAAUACUGCCAUGCUGUUCAGAGAGCCCAUCUCUACAUGAAAGUUGCUGGCAGAUUCUUGGGGUCUUUCUCUGACUUGUGAAAAUUGAGCACAAUUUUUGGUUGGAUGGGGGUAGGGAGGAGUCAGGUAUAUUUGACUUCCAUUAAUUUCUCAGCCUCCUAGAAAAAACGUAGUUUGCUUUUUUUAGAUAGUUAUGCAAGAGGUUUCAUAGCCUAUUCUUCAUUGGAUAGUGCUUUAUUACUGACUUAAUCAUGUUAGCAGCAAGUAAUCCUAUUCCUCUCAGGGGUGCUGUAGAAGAAAUGCUAUCAGUUACAUGUACCACAGUAAAAACAUUUAUUAUGCUGUACAAUUGACCAAACUUCCUGUUUACAUAGAAUGUAUAUAUGUACAACUAGGAGGAAUAAGUAGAGAGGGCCAUUUUGGUCUUUGUCAGUGUUAAUGGUUCACGAGAGCUUACUCCCACAGUGGCUCAUUUAACCCUUUCCACAUGGUCUUCUGCUUGAUCUGUACAACGCACUUUCAUUUGUUUCUUUUGGCAGAGUGCAUGAUGUAAUCAUAUUUAGAGCAGCAUACUCACAUUACAGGCCAUUUGUUGAAACUGCUUUUAGGAGAGUGCAAAUUAGGGAUUCUGGUGCACAUAACACACGUUCCAUUCACUUUAAUAUCAUCACCGGAGUUGGUUGACUUUUUAAGGUGUUUAUUAUAUUACAGGAAUGAAAUCCACACAUAACCUGUUUAAGGAUCUGGAACCAUGGAUGAUCAAACUGCACAGAAAUAAGCCUUUUGACUCAUUGAGUCCCCUCUGUCCAUUUUACACUCAUUCCAUUUUAAUUCUCCCCACACUAAUUAAUUGCCUUCGGAUUCUAUCACUCAUGACACACAUGGCUAUUAAGAAUGACUAAUUAACCACCAAUCUGCAUGGUUUUGAACAUGGGUGAAAGCCAGACUGCCUGGAAUUCACAGGUGGAAUGUGCAAACUCCACAUAAACAGCACCUGAGAUCUGAGAUCAGGAUUGAACUCUCACUGAAGCUUGACACUGCACUUCUACUGGGUGUUCUACCCCCCCCCCCCACCAAA
Messenger RNA from Hypanus sabinus (Atlantic stingray), 4763 nucleotides. RefSeq names its product Rho GTPase activating protein 28 (gene arhgap28). Gene Ontology annotation, biological process: regulation of actin filament polymerization; signal transduction; regulation of small GTPase mediated signal transduction. Lineage: Eukaryota; Metazoa; Chordata; Chondrichthyes; Myliobatiformes; Dasyatidae. Gene Ontology annotation, cellular component: cytoplasm. The transcript is spliced from 17 exons. The coding region runs from base 155 to 2392 and encodes 745 amino acids. The record is from RefSeq and is a predicted model, not a curated record. Gene Ontology annotation, molecular function: GTPase activator activity.